AUGUUCCCGUUCAUACUUCUCUGUGUCGUUCAUUUCUGUUUAUCGAGUCCUCCUUCUGAAGAUGUGAUGCGAAUCGAAGAGAAACUGACGACUGACAGAGAAUUCUACGACCAAUGGUUGCAACUCAUAUCCCUACAGGCAGACCAGCUCGAGGAGCAGACCCUGGACUAUCCCCUCGAAGUGACAGCACUCGAAUCCUGCACACGCGUUCCUCCAUCUGACACGGAAGACACUUCGGACACCCUUCGGCCGUCUUCCAUCGCGAUCUACGCCGAUAUCGGACAUCUGACCACCUAUUGUAAAUCUAACUACUCGCAACUUCAACUUGGAAUUUUGGAUUCAUGUGACCAUCGUGUGUUAUCAAUGACUCUGCCAUCGUUGGACAAAAUGCUGAGAGUGUUCAAUCCGAGUUUGAUGGUAGUGCAAAGCAACGAACGUGGCGACAGUCUGAGGGAACAGGCAAGAAGUAUUGCUGAAUCCAUACAAGAGAUCAAAGGCUACGAAAAUGUGUGGAAGUUCAUAUUGAUAGCAGCGACGAUCCAGGAUGGUGAGGCUUCUGAAUCACGACAAACCGCUGUUGAAGUGCUGGAAGCGAUUGAGGAACUUCGCAAUCGUCUACCAGUCAGGACUUUCAUAGUUGUACUUAGGACAUCAGGGAACGGAAUCUGGUCCGAUGCAACGCAUUCCCAUGUUGCGUGUCGGGAAAUGCUCUCUAUGUGGAAAACGCACAGUAAAUACAAUUCGAUGUCCGUCUGGGAUCAGAUGGAAACGAUUGUGCAUAAAAACUUUCGGCGUCCUGAUUUCACCGUGGAGGUGCUACCAUUGCUCCGUGAAUCUGCCCUGGUCAAUCUGCCUGAUCAGUUGCGAGACUAUCGCCCCGUUGCUCCUCCCUUGCUGUGUCCUGAUUUCCGUUGUCCUUUUUUCCGUACGGUUACUAAUAGCGGAUUUUGCAUAUGGAAAGCACCGUUGGUAGCUGAGGAGUCAUCCAUCUAUCCGAAGUUGAUCACUGUUUGUGCGCUGGUGUUCUGCGUGGUACUAGCGACUGCGGUGUUGUUCUUCGUGUGUCGCAAGCCUCGUCGAACCGACGACAUCAAGAAAUCGGCACUGCCCUUUGGCGCCAGCCUUAGCUCCAUCAAAUUUAUUGAUGAAGACCCAGUGUAA
This is a messenger RNA of Ostertagia ostertagi, 1161 nucleotides long. The record is from the annotation of a GenBank genome assembly. NCBI's taxonomy places the organism in Eukaryota, Metazoa, Nematoda, Chromadorea, Rhabditida, Trichostrongylidae.